AUGUCGCCGCCUAAGUUAACCCCCAAGUCAGCCGAAGCUCUCAUUCUGGGAGAAUAUUUCCCUCAUCCUCCUUCGUCCAUUACUCUUGACGACAUGGCAGGCGUGCGAUUCCUCUACGGUCUCUCCUCGGAGACGGAGCUUCUGGGCCCGGGACCUGAAUUAUCCCCAAAGAUCCGCCGCACGGGUAAUGCUGCGCAUAUGAGAUCUUCCGUUACCGGAGCUUCUGGUGAAAGCGAUACGCUGGCCGCGGAGCACAACUACCUACUCACCUUCCAGGAUAUUCUUCACCUCUACACCAUAAAAAGUGGUCGAACUAUGGGAACCUUUUACCUCAAUCCGCUGUCCGGACUUCGGCUUUUUGAUGACUUGCCCGAAAAAGAUGACCAUUGGCGAAGUGGCUACUUUUUCUUUCCGGUGAACAAGGACACCUUCGGCGACCUGCAGGAUCUGUUUAUCCCGCACUGGUCUCCAAAAAUUGGUAGAGCUGCGAGGAGACUAGAUAUCGUACUUUUCUUCGCACCCCGGCUGUUACAAACUGGUUAUUUCUUCUCCUUUUCAGCUGCUCUCGACCGUGGGUCUCUGUCCAGCACAUUGGUGGACCACUUCAUCACAUUAUGUCGCAGCCAGAUCGCGUGGGACUCCUUAGCUGUAUCCUCCAAUCGGGCUAGAGUAGAAAAGGCGCAGAAGUUCAACAAGGGCUUGAAGGCUGCCGAGAUAGAGCUGGCGACAGCAGGGGCAUCUCUAGAGGAUUCGCGGGACAAGCUGCUGAGGCUGGAGAGCUAUACUUCAAGGCUAUCGAAGCGGAGAAGGAAGGCUGACGAGCAAGUCGCCCUUCUCAAAGCCAAAAAUGUAAAAGAUCUAAAGUUUGACCCCGCGUCCUUCUCUGCUCUUUUGGACGAUACUCCCCCCGACCUAGAGUUGGGUUCUAGCUAUGCCCUGCUUAUGAUUGAGGAACCUGUAGCUGACCCUCCAACUCUGCUGGCCCAGGAGUUCGAAGCUGGCCAGUCAGAGCUGGCGGAUCCUCUUGCUCUUGGGACUGGUGAUAAGUGUGCUACUCAAGAGACCGAUGCUCGAGACCCUCCUAUGGAUCCUGAGGUUAACUGA
This is a messenger RNA of Capsella rubella, 1104 nucleotides long. RefSeq lists its product as uncharacterized. Bases 1 to 1104 code for a protein of 367 amino acids. The transcript has 3 exons. The record is from RefSeq and is a predicted model, not a curated record. Lineage: Eukaryota; Viridiplantae; Streptophyta; Magnoliopsida; Brassicales; Brassicaceae.